ACCAUUUUUCAAGCGUUUCUGAGUAUCACAAUUUUCGAUAGUCUUUCGGAACGCAUUUCCAGAACGCUUAGGUUGUGCAUUACUAUAGCGAUGUCCUACGGUGCUCAACAUGAAAGUCGCUUGAACUGUGGGAUUUUCAGGAAGCUUCUUUAGUGACAGACACGUACGUACAAACAGGUGCUAGUUUGAUUUGUCGGAAAAUGUUGCAUUACAUGCUUGCCCUCGUGUGUUGUUUAAACCCGAUCCACUGAAAAUCCCUUUUAAAAAGGCAGCGCCAAUGCAUUACUGGGUUGUUUAUCAACAUGCUGUUUGAGAAUGAAAGAGCUAAAGCAUGCCUAUCUCGCUUAAUGAAAUUGCUACACUUACAUAUUUGUGAUCUGCGAUGGCAAAUUUCCCCGACGAGCCAAACAAGGACCUUAGUAAGGUUUCUGACGAGGGUCUGCAGAGAUGGACCAAGGAUGAGUUGGUCAAAAGGCUUAGGAAGGUGGACGGCGAGAAAAUAAACUUGAUGAUGGAGCAUGGGAACAUGAUGAGGAACGUGAAUCGUAGGCUGCAGGUGCACCUCCACGAGAUCCGCAGUCUGAAGGAGGUCAACCAGAAGCUGCAGCACGACAACCAUGAGCUCCGGGAACUCUGCUGCUUUUUGGACGACGGCAAAAAGGGCAAGAAGCUGUUGCGGGAGUGGCAGCGGUUUGGCAGGUACCCGGCCAGCGCUCUGUUUAAGGAGGUGGGCACGUACCAGCAGAAGCUUAAUAGGCUGGAGGCCAACCAGGAAACUUUGGUGCGCGAAAACACGGAUUUGAAGGAGAUCAUCCUCAUGUUGGAAGAAGAGAGGAACGGAGCCGGCUCCAGGAGUUCUAUCGACAGCCAGUCCAGCCUAUCCAAUCUGAACGGAGGCUCUGGUACUGUGCGAGAUGUUGGGGAUGGUAGCAGCACCUCUAGUGCCGGAAGCGCAGGUAGCCCAGAUCAUCACCAUAACCACAUGAACAAGGCAGUGGAGAUCAAAAUGGGCACCAUGCGGAGGUCUGUGGAUGAUCUUUCUACUCCCCAUCAUUACAGAAGUAUCCCGAGCGGACUGAAUGUCGUCUCCAAUUCCACCCGCUAGUUAGGACUCCCCCAAUCACAC
Molecule: messenger RNA, 1126 nt
Organism: Colossoma macropomum (tambaqui)
Lineage: Eukaryota; Metazoa; Chordata; Actinopteri; Characiformes; Serrasalmidae
Product: coiled-coil domain-containing protein 85C-B-like
Cellular component (GO): apical junction complex
Source: RefSeq, a predicted model, not a curated record